Cydia amplana is the source of this 776-nucleotide messenger RNA. RefSeq lists its product as uncharacterized. Lineage: Eukaryota; Metazoa; Arthropoda; Insecta; Lepidoptera; Tortricidae. The transcript is spliced from 2 exons. The record is from RefSeq and is a predicted model, not a curated record. Bases 48 to 773 code for a protein of 241 amino acids.
UUUCCUCGAGACAUAUUGUGCUCCAUUGCACUCUUGGAUUGUCGUGAAUGGUGGCCAUGAAUUUUCUAUUUGCGAUUGCCACCACCCUACAUUUCACCUCUAUCGCUUCAAAGAAACUCGACAUAUCCUCAGAAGAAAGCAUAGAAAACAUUCUUUUCUACAAAGACUACAGGCCCAAAAAGAAAGAGCUAGCACCAUUGCCACCCGAGAGGCUGGUGUUGCCAACACAAAUAAAACAGCCAGAGUGCAUACCCCGAAUGUGCUGUUCCAUGUCUUGUUCGAACUCCUGCGGACAAAAUGAAAUAGGGUCUGAUAGCCUUCAGCGAAAUCAACCUAUGAAUUUUAGGAAUCCUAGUAACUCAAAUCCUUUUAGUUCCAUGAAUUCGAUGAAUCCUAUGAAUUCUAUGAAUUCUAUGAAUCCUAUGAAUUCUAUGAAUCCUUAUAAUUCAAUGGGCCCAAUGAAUUCAAUGAACCCAAUGCAAACUAAUCCACCAAUGCAACAGCAGAAGCCAAUACCACAACUUAUGAAGCACCCGAAGAAAAAGAAGCAACCACCGCCGCUACCAUUCCAAACAAGAAGGGACAUUGGCAACGCCAGAGAACAUAUCAAGAGCCUCAUAUCCCAGGAUGAGGAUAUUAAGAAGAUCCUGAAGGAUUUGGUGAGGGUGACGAUGAAGAAGGUGGACUUGCUCGAGUUGAUCAAAGCGAGGAGAGCUGCGGAGAGCGGGAAUGAUGGUUUAAAUAACGGUGAUGAUGAUGAGAAAGAACUGUGAUUG